Molecule: messenger RNA, 825 nt
Organism: Diospyros lotus (date-plum)
Lineage: Eukaryota; Viridiplantae; Streptophyta; Magnoliopsida; Ericales; Ebenaceae
Product: 30S ribosomal protein S20, chloroplastic
Exons: 3
Coding region: 123-674 (183 amino acids)
Biological process (GO): translation
Cellular component (GO): ribosome; small ribosomal subunit
Molecular function (GO): small ribosomal subunit rRNA binding; structural constituent of ribosome
Source: RefSeq, a predicted model, not a curated record
UAUGGAUAAGAUAGAGAGCGAGGGUUUAAAACUACCAUAACUUCUCCCAGCUCUUCUUCCAAAGUUCUUUGCUUUUGGGAAAUUGAAUUCUUGUAGAGAGAGACAGAGAGAGGGGGGGAGAGAUGGCUACUGCUACACAUUGCUUUGCUCUCCCAUCCAAACUCAAAGCCCUAUCCCUGAGCUGCGUCCCUUCAUCAGUUCAGCCUAAAGCCACUGCGGCAACAUCUCUGAGCUUCAGCUUCAGCGCCUCUCAAAAUGGGUUCCCAAAAGGAUUGUUGUCAAUAAGCCCUGUUGUUAUGAGGCCGCCGGGUCGCCGUGACUCCAUCGUCUGCGAGGCCACUCCGAGUAAGAAGGCGGAUUCGGCUGCGAAGCGAGCUCGCCAGGCGGAGAAGAGGCGCGUCUACAACAAAGCACACAAGUCCGAGAUCAGGACUCGGAUGAAGAAGGUCUUGGAAGCACUGGAUGUCCUCAGGAAAAAACCCAAUGCACAACCUGAAGAAGUGCUUCCAAUUGAGACUCUGAUUGCAGAUGCCUAUUCAGUUAUUGACAAGGCAGUGAAAGUGGGAACGUUGCACAGGAACACAGGAGCAAGGAGGAAGUCUAGGCUUGCAAGAAGAAAGAAGGCAGUUGAAAUUCACCAUGGCUGGUAUAGUCCUUCACCUGUCACUGCCUAGGUUGAUCUUUUCCAUCUUACAUGUCUCUUGAAAGGAGCCGUACUAUGAACCAUUUUUCCAGUUUUCUUAUAAACCGCUGUUGUUAAUGCUCUUAUAUAUGCAAUGUAAUGUUUCCAAUCUAUUUGAUCUAUUUCCCAUUCUUUGCUCUCUA